Messenger RNA from Sphenostylis stenocarpa, 183 nucleotides. NCBI's taxonomy places the organism in Eukaryota, Viridiplantae, Streptophyta, Magnoliopsida, Fabales, Fabaceae. The record is from the annotation of a GenBank genome assembly.
AUGUCUUCCUUCUCGGACGAUGGACAAAUUGCCGUUGAGAAUCUAGAAUCACAAGAUCUAAGAACCGUAAGCUGGUAUAGGAAGGAAAGCUCAUCUGACUCCUGCUUGAGCACCUACUUGGAUCUUUGUCUCAUCUUUCGGCGCUUUCUCUUCAACCUCCUCAUGCGCUUCUUCUUCCACUGA